AUGGUAGAUAAUUAUCAUUCGUCGCUGGACGGGGCAAAGACACCUAUCCAGUCCGAUGGAUCAGUGCAGAAGUCUGACUUGGUUGAGACCGAUGGACCGUCCUCGGCAUCGUCACAGAUCGCAGCUCCAACGGAGUCAAUCGCAGACAGCGUUCGAAACUUCCUUGAGAUACGCCAGGGCAGCAUUCCAGAUGAUACCGGUGUGAUAUUUGACAACAUAUCAGCCGUGGGAAGUGGAACUGGAUCACAAGAUGCACCCACUGUCACGUCGGCGGCUCAAUCAGCCUUUGGGCUGUUAAGUCCUCUGCAAAACAGACAAAGAAAGCAGUAUUCCCGACCCAUUCUCAGCGGAUUCUCAGGCACGAUAAACUCCGGAGAAAUGUUGCUGGUAUUAGGUAAACCGGGGAGUGGAUGUACAACUUUCCUGAAGACACUGUCAGGUCUGUGGGAUGAAUAUAAGGAGAUACAGGGUGAACUCACUCUGGGUGGCCAUCUGUUGCAAGAUGUUAUGGCACAGCGGCCACAAGAUAUUCUCUUCUGCGCCGAGUCCGAUGACCACUUUCCUACAUUGACCGUCGCGGAGACCCUGCGUUUUGCAACCAGAGCACGAUGCGGCCCCAACGUCUCAGCUCGUGAGAUUGACACAAUGGUUGCUCAGCUGGCCAAGCUAGUCGGUCUUUCAAAUGUCCUGAAUACCAAGGUGGGAGAUGCGAAGAUUAGAGGAGUGAGCGGUGGAGAGCGACGGCGUGUGUCUCUCGCGGAGGCCCUAGCCACCUGUGCCCGUCUGAUCUGCCUGGAUAAUCCAACACACGGACUGGACUCGUCCACAGCGGUCGAAUUUAUGGAAAUGAUGCGCGAGUGGACGACGCAAAGUCGAUGUGUGGCCGCGAUGAGCGUCUAUCAAGCCAGUGAUGCCAUUGUUUCCUACUUUGAUAAAGUACUAGUGAUCAACUCUGGUCGCCAGAUCUACUACGGCCCGGUGCAGGAAGCAAAGGCAUAUUUCGAAGAUCUCGGGUUUGAGUGCUUAUCAACCACCACUAUUGCCGACUUCCUCAAUGUCAUGUCCGCUGAUCCAGACGUGAGACGAGCCCAGGAAAACAAAGAAAACCAGGUUCCACGAACAGCGGAAGAGUUUGAGCGUGCGUUCAGUGCGAGUCGCAUCUACCAGGAAAUGCAAACGUCAGUUCAGGUGGCCAAGGAGCGAUCCAAAGCUCACCCCAGUGCCCUUGUCAAAGCAUCAUCUUUUGCUCUACCUAUCUGGCACCAGAUUUGGUACUGUGCCAGCCGCCAAUUUCGCAUCGUCACCAGUGAUUAUAGCUUGUGGGCGGUGGAGCUCACCACCAUCGUCAUCCAGAGUAUAGUAUUGGGUACACUGUUCCGGAACCAGCAGCGAACUACAAAUUCCCUGUUUAUCUUCGCAUCUUCCUUGUUCUACUCCGUCCUAGUGCCCGCCCUGCAGUCCAUGGCGGAAUUCGGUAAUGGAUUUGCUCAGCGGCCGCUCAUCCUGAAACAGAAACGAUAUCAGAUAUCUCGCCCGAUUGCCUACGCGCUUGGCCUGGUCACGACGGAUGUCGUAUGGAAGGUAGCAGCGAUCUGUUAUAAUAUCCCCUUAUACUUCUUGACUGGAUUCCAACGGACCGCUGGGAACUUCUUCACCUGGUUUUUGAUUAUCUACCUGGAGCAUCUCGCCUUGUCUAUGUUCUUCCGCUCUGUCGCCAUCUUCUCUCCCAACAUGCAUCGAGCCGUGCUCCCGGUGGGAAUUUUCUUUAACAUGUAUGUCCUUUACACGGGAUUAUACGUGCCUGCACCACAGAUGCAAGUAUGGCUCGGGUGGUUGCGAUAUCUAAAUCCCCUAUAUUACGCAUUUGAGUCUGUGAUGGUAAAUGAAUUCAGAGACCUGAGCUACCAGUGCAGUGCCUCAGAUCUAGCCCCAGCAGGGCCAGGAUAUACCGACAUGGCCAAUCAGGUCUGUACUGUAGUAGGAUCGCAGCCUGGGAAUAGUCUCUUGUCCGGGGCUUCAUACAUUCGUGCCCAGUACGGAUUCGAAACCUCCCACCUCUGGCGGAAUGUAGGCAUUAACGCUGCCUUGUUCAUAUUCUUUGCCCUUUGCUCUGGAAUCGGGAUGGAGAUGCUGAAAACACCUGCGGGUAAAUUGGCUACCGUAUUUUAUAAGAGCGGUCCACGAGGAAUACAUCGCCGUGAUAAAGUCGAUAGCGAAACUGGACCAGUCCGUGAGACUGUGGAGAUAUCUGGUGGCCAAAUCAAUGGCGAACAUCGGUCACAAGAACACCAGGACUCUGACAAGAGCCACAAUCUUGCAUGGACUAAUCUUUGUCUCGACAUCAAAACCAAGGAUGGCGAGCAACGUCUACUGAACAAUCUGAGCGGCUCAGUCAAAAGUGGACAACUCAAGGCUCUCAUGGGAGUUUCGGGUGCCGGAAAGACAACCCUGCUGAAUGCACUUGCCGGUCGUUCCAUCGGCACUCUCACAGGAACACUGGCGCUCAACGGUCAAGUGCUUCCCACAUUCUUCCGAAGUCGAAUGGGCUACGUUCAACAGCAGGACAUUCAUCUUCCCACCCAGACUGUGCGUGAGGCAUUGCAGAUGACAGCGCGACUUCGACGCCCAGAGUCCAUAUCUGUAGCAGAAAAGAAUGCCUACGUCGAGAAAGUGAUCGAAUGGCUGAAUAUGGAACAUAUUGCGGACGCCCUUGUCGGUGUCCCAGGGGCCGGACUCAACCUUGAACAACGGAAGAAAGUCAGUAUUGGCGUGGAGAUGGCAUCAAAACCAGAGAUUCUCUUCCUGGAUGAACCGACUUCUGGUCUCGAUGGUCAAUCUGCUAUGUUGAUUGCUCGCUUGCUUCGUCGUCUAGCAGACUCGGGUCAAGCUAUCCUGUGUACGAUUCAUCAACCGGCAGCCGAGCUCAUCGACCAGUUUGACAAGUUGUAUCUGCUGAGCCGCGGAGGUAACUUGGUUUAUGAUGGUCCCUUGGGACCCCGCUGCCAUGAGGCAAUCCAGUAUUUCCAGCCACGGAGUCGCCCCUGUGGCCCGGAAGAGAACCCAGCAGAGUAUUUUCUGUCGGUAAUUGGUGCUGGGUCUCGAAACGACGCCCAUAUGGACUGGGCUAGUCUCUGGAAUGACAGUCAGCAAGGCAAGGAGCGAGAGAAGGUGGAACAGAGCCUGGUCCCUGCCGUACAACAAGCACCAGCGCUGGAGCAACAGUCCUUAUAUUCAGUGCCGUUCCAUGUACAGCUGUGGGUGGUGGUUCAGCGAACGUGGCUCUAUUACUGGAGAGAGCCUGAUUAUGUCACGUCAAAGCUCUGGAUGAGCGUCGGCAACGCCCUGCUCAACUCCCUCACGUACCUGCAGUCCCCUAACACGGAGCGAGGAGCGUACAAUCGGGUCUUCUCUGCCUUCAUGUCACUCAUUGUUGGCCCCCCGCUAGGGUUGCAGGUGCAACCGCGCUUCGUAACUCUACGGGAUAUCUUUGUCCACCGGGAGCGGGAGAGCUUAACAUACCACUGGAUGGCGUUUGUCUUGGCUGCAUUUAUUGUGGAAUUGCCCUUCACGUUCCUCAGCUCGCUUGUCUAUUGGCUAUUGUGGUACUUCCCCGUUGGCUAUUUCUAUGCCCCCUCGCGCGCAGGAUACAGUUUCCUCAUGUACGAGCUCUUUGGUGUGUUUGCCACCAGUCUGGCUCAGCUGUGCGCAUCUCUGAUGCCUAAUAUCGAGGCAGCCUUUGCGGCCAACGGAUUCUUCUUCAUGUUCUGCAAUACCUUCGCGGGUACGCUUUCACCAAAGCCGGUGACACCCUCGGGCUGGCGCUGGUUUUACAACAUCUCCCCUCUCUUCUAUCUGGGUGAGGGCGUUACUGUGGACGUAUUGCAGGAUUUGCCCAUCCGAUGCGAUGAGUCCGAGGUUUCAAUCUUCCACGCGGCGAAUGGCACCACCUGUGGUCAAUACGCCCAAGAGUUCUUGAAAAGUGCCACAGGAUAUCUACUCAACCCCGCCAGCACGGCAGAUUGUCAAUACUGUCGGUACCGUGAUGGACAAUCAUACUACCAACAAUAUGGUUAUGAGUUUGCUCAUCGGCAUCGAAACAUUGGCAUUUUCAUUGGGUUUAUUGCAUUCAACUUCACCAUGGUUCUGGUUAUGACCUAUCUCACCAAAACGCGCCGUCAGUGA
Messenger RNA from Penicillium griseofulvum, 4182 nucleotides. Its product is annotated as CDR ABC transporter. The record is from RefSeq and is a predicted model, not a curated record. NCBI's taxonomy places the organism in Eukaryota, Fungi, Ascomycota, Eurotiomycetes, Eurotiales, Aspergillaceae. Gene Ontology annotation, cellular component: membrane. Gene Ontology annotation, biological process: transmembrane transport. The coding region runs from base 1 to 4182 and encodes 1393 amino acids. The transcript is spliced from 7 exons. Gene Ontology annotation, molecular function: ATP hydrolysis activity; ATP binding; ABC-type transporter activity.